Molecule: messenger RNA, 4197 nt
Organism: Orycteropus afer afer
Lineage: Eukaryota; Metazoa; Chordata; Mammalia; Tubulidentata; Orycteropodidae
Gene: CAMSAP1
Product: calmodulin regulated spectrin associated protein 1
Exons: 15
Coding region: 52-4197 (1381 amino acids)
Biological process (GO): cytoplasmic microtubule organization; negative regulation of microtubule depolymerization; neuron projection development
Cellular component (GO): microtubule minus-end
Molecular function (GO): spectrin binding; calmodulin binding; microtubule minus-end binding
Source: RefSeq, a predicted model, not a curated record
UUUUUUUUCUUUCAGGUAAAUCUUAAAUUGAGAGAGAUAACAGAGAAAGAAAUGAAGUUAAAACAGCAGUUACUGGAAAGUCCAGCUCACCAGAAGUCUCCCUCCAAGUGGUACUGGAAGCUGGUGCCCGUCCGCUACCGACGGGAGCACCUCCCCAGUAGGCAGCUACCCCACUUCCCGUUGCUGGAGGACCUGAUGAAGGGCGGCAGCAACGGCGCCGCCAUCUUGGCGGUGAUUCACUAUUACUGCCCAGAGCAGAUGAAGCUGGAUGAUAUAUGCUUGAAGGAGGUGCCGACGAUGGCGGACAGUCUGUACAACAUUCGGCUUCUGAGAGAAUUCUCAAAUGAGUACCUGAACAAGUGCUUCUACCUGACCCUGGAGGACAUGCUGUACGCCCCCCUGGUGCUGAAGCCGAAUGUCAUGGUCUUCAUCGCUGAGCUCUUCUGGUGGGUUGAGAACGUCAAGCCAGACUUUGUUCAGCCCAGGGACACUCAGGAGCUGAAAGACGCUAAGGCGGUGUUCCAUCACAGAGGCAGCCGGCCCCCCGUCCCCAUCUCCAAUGCCACCAAGCGUAGCUUCAUGGCCAGCCCGGCCCCCGUGAGCCCAGCAGACCUGCAGCCGCCCAUGGAGGCCUGUGCCCGGUACCACCUGCACCCAGAGGAGUCUGAGUGUCUGGGGAAGGGGACUUGCACCUUCAGUCCGUCACACCCGUUGCUGCCGCUGAGGCAGAAACAGCAGAAGACACUGCAGGGGGAGGACGGCCCCGAUCAGCGACCCCGGUCGAACUCCCUCACCCGAGCCGAUGGCCAGCCACGCGGUGCAGCGGUAGCAUGGUCAGAAAAGAGAGCCAGGCCUGUGUCCCAGCCCACCCCCUUUGCUGUUCAUCACUCUGCGAGCUGUGACAUGGACCCGGGCUCCAGUGACAGCAUCAGCUUGGCUCGCUCCAUCAGCAAAGACAGUCUGGCGUCCAACGUCGUCAGCCUCACCCCCCAGAAUCAGCCGCACCCCGCGGCCACAAAGAGCAGUGGGAAGGACCUGCUAAGCAACGUCAGCAUGGAGGGUGGUGACGAGGAGCUGGUGGCCAUCAUUGGGGCUGACGCCCCAGGGCCGGGGGCCGCCCCUCUUGCCUCGCCCUGGGCCCCGGGCCUGCCAGCCGCCAGGGCCUCCCAAAGGCCGGUAGGCUCCUCCGGGCGGACGCCUGAGGGGUUUUACUUGGAGCCACUGAUGCCGGCGGUGCUGAGGCCGGCCAAAGAGAAGCAGGCUAUCAGCAAGGAAGAGGAGCGCGGCGAGGGGCGGCCUAGGGCCCUGACUGCUAAGCGCUUGGGUGAGGCACACCAGUCCCUGGGACGAAGGACAGGGACCAGCAGCCACGGCAGCUGCGACCUGGACCGGACCUUCACCCCGAUUUCCUGUGCGGAGUGCCCAGUGGGCAUGGAUCCCACACCCCCAGAGGUGGGACUGCCCUUGGCAGACGCCGCGGGAGACACGUGCGGCCGGCCCCCGCCUGGCGGCAAUUUCCAUCUGUCAUCUCAGGGACUGUCUGCCGAGGGCUUCUUUCUCCACGUGGCCAGAGCCGCAGAGGACCCCGAGGGACGACUUAGUAUGAGUGGCUCGCACGACUCAGAGACGUGGCCCUUCCUGAGGCAGGACUCCGAUUCUGACGCGGCUGACGUGGAGGACGCCCAGCACGACCUGACAGCCGAGGACCACCCCAUCGCCUUCUCGAGGUACGCCGGUGAGGAGGAGUCGGCCAAGCUUCAGGAGGACCUGAAGGUGAGGGAGCACGAGGACAAGGACGAUGCCAGCGGCCGCUCGAGCCCCUGCCUGAGCACCGUCUCCCAGCUCAGCAGCGUCUCCGUGGCCAGUGGGAGCGUGAAGAUGACCAGCUUCGCAGAGAGGAAGCUGCAGAGGCUCAACGGCUACGAGACCAGGUCCAGCACCAGCAGCUCCCAGCAGACCACCCCUGACGCGUCCGAGAGCUGCCCGGCACCGCUCACCACCUGGAAGCAGAAGAGAGAACAGAGCCCGAGCGGCCAGGGCCGCGACCACGCCAGCCUGCUGGCCUCUGAGCUGGCCCAGCUGCACAUGCAGCUGGAGGAGAAGCGCCGGGCCAUCGAGGCCCAGAAGAAGAAGAUGGAGGCGCUGUCUGCCAGGCAGCGCCUAAAGCUCGGCCAGGCGGCCUUCCUGCACGUGGUGAAGAAGGGCAAAGCGGACGGCGUCCCACAGCCGCUCCGAGCGGAGCACUCCCAGCACAACGGGGACGCCUUGGACGACAGCGUGUGCAAGCUGGAGGAACCGCCCAACAGAGAGCAGAAGGAGGAGCUGCCCCGGGACCGUCCGGCUGUGGAGAGAGAGAAGCUGGCGCUCGGUCAGCAGCCCCAGCUGAGAGAGCUCGAGAAGAGCCCGGGGCUCCCUGCCGCCCUGCUGGCGGACGGCGUGGCUGAGGCGCUGGCCGUGAGCGAGUGCGACGUCUCCAUCGAGAAGCUGAGCGAGACCAUCAGCACCCUGCAGCAGGCCAUCCUGCACAUCUCCCAGCAGCAGGAGCAGCUCCUCGUCAAGUCCCCCGCGGGGCCUGCGCCUGCAGCCAAGAACGGCUCCCAGGAGCACAGAGGGAAGGCCGCUGUCCUGUUUGUCGAGCCGCUGUCUCCAACGGGGAUGCCCGGCCACCGCAAACCCCCUAGGCUCCUUGGCCAGGGUCGGAGCUCCCGCCCAGGGCGUCCCGCCGAGCUGAAGGUCCCCAAGGAGAGGCAGCAGGGCUCUUCCCGGAGCAAAACCCCAACCCCGAGCACAGAGAGCCCCCCGCCCCCGAGGCAGGUCCCCCUCCACGGCCUCGCGGGGACCCCCCCUGAGCCAGGCCUGGAGAGCGCCGUGGACCCUGGGAGUGACCCCCGUGGCAAGCUGUUCUUUGACAGGUACAGGCUCCACGACGGGAGCAACCAGCGGACGCCUGCGCUGCCCUCCUGCAGGGACACCAACAUCCUGUCGGAGGCUCUGGAGAGGAGCGCGGACCUGGCGGGGCUGGGCCGCCCCGACACCGGGAAGGAGAGCAGCCCCGCGGGAGAGCCCCCGAGGGGCAAGGCCGGCCUCAUCGAGGUGGACCUCUCUGACCUGAAGGCGCCCGACGAGGACGGAGACGUGGAGACCCUCGACAGCUCGGGGGGCCUGGUCAGCGACGGCGACCAGAAGCCCGGCCUCGGGUUCUUCUUCAAGGACGAGCAGAAGGCAGAGGACGAGCUCGCAAAGAAGCGUGCGGCCUUCCUCCUGAAGCAGCAACGCAAGGCCGAUGAGGCCCGUGUGCGGAAGCGGCAGCUGGAGGCGGAGGUCGAGCUCAAGAGAGACGAAGCCCGGCGCAAGGCUGAGGAGGACCGGGUCCGGAAGGAGGAGGAGAAGGCACGCCGUGAGCUCAUCAAGCAGGAGUACCUGCGGCGGAAGCAGCAGCAGGUCCUGGAGGAGCAGGGCCUGGGGAGACUCAAGUCCAAGCCAAAAAAGCCACGGCCCAAGUCGGUCCACCGCGAGGAGGGGUGCAGCGACGCGGGCACCAAGAGCUCCUCGACACCUGACAAUCUGAGCUGUACCCAGUCUGGGUCCAGCCUGUCUUUGGCAUCGGCAGCAACCACAGAGCCAGAGAGCAUCCACUCGGGGGGCACCCCUUCCCAGCGAGUGGAGUCGCUGGAAGCACUGCCCACGCUGAGCCGGAACCCGAGCAGGAGCACAGACCGGGACUGGGAGACGGCAUCAGCGGCGUCCUCCCUGGCCUCAGUGGCCGAGUACACAGGCCCCCGGCUCUUCAGGGAACCCAGCAGCAAGUCGAACAAGCCGAUCAUCCACAACGCGAUCUCGCACUGCUGCCUGGCGGGGAAGGUGAACGAGCCCCACAAGAACUCCAUACUGGAGGAGCUGGACAAGUGCGAUGCCAACCACUACAUCAUCCUGUUUCGGGAUGCAGGCUGCCAGUUCCGGGCUCUCUACUGCUAUUACCCUGACACUGAGGAGAUUUACAAGUUAACCGGUACCGGCCCCAAGAGUGUCACAAAGAAGAUGAUCGACAAGCUGUACAAGUACAGCUCGGACCGGAAGCAGUUCAGCUUGAUCCCAGCCAAGACCAUGUCGGUCAGCGUGGACGCCCUCACCAUCCACAACCACCUGUGGCAGCCCAGGCGGCCGGCGGCACCAAAGAAGACACAGACUCGGAAAUGA